ACCCUCCCUCGCCUGUAGCAGUAUAAAAACUCUGCACAGCUCAAGUUCUGUCCUUUUUUGCUUCAGCUUUUAAUUCAGGGUGGUUGCGGUAGUUGCUGGGCACAGCCGGUAAAUCGAAAUGGGAAAGGAAAAGACCCACAUCAACAUCGUGGUCAUUGGCCAUGUCGACUCCGGCAAGUCCACAACGACCGGACACCUGAUCUACAAAUGCGGAGGAAUCGACAAAAGAACCAUCGAGAAGUUUGAGAAGGAAGCUGCUGAGAUGGGUAAGGGCUCCUUCAAAUACGCCUGGGUGCUGGACAAACUGAAGGCCGAGCGUGAGCGUGGUAUCACCAUCGACAUUGCUCUGUGGAAGUUCGAGACCAGCAAAUACUACGUGACCAUCAUUGAUGCUCCUGGACACAGGGACUUCAUCAAGAACAUGAUCACUGGUACCUCCCAGGCUGACUGCGCUGUGCUGAUCGUUGCUGCUGGUGUUGGUGAGUUCGAGGCCGGUAUCUCCAAGAACGGCCAGACCCGUGAGCACGCUCUGCUGGCCUACACUCUGGGUGUGAAGCAGCUCAUCGUUGGUGUCAACAAGAUGGACUCCACCGAGCCCCCUUACAGCCAGAAGCGUUAUGAGGAGAUCACCAAGGAAGUGAGCGCCUACAUUAAGAAGAUCGGCUACAACCCGGCCACCGUUGCUUUCGUGCCCAUCUCUGGAUGGCACGGAGACAACAUGCUGGAGGCCAGUGACAAGAUGGGCUGGUUCAAGGGUUGGAAGAUUGAGCGCAAGGAGGGCGGAGCUACAGGCGUUACCCUGCUGGAGGCUCUGGACUCCAUCAUGCCACCCAGCCGUCCCACUGACAAGCCCCUCCGUCUGCCCCUGCAGGACGUCUACAAAAUCGGCGGUAUUGGAACUGUGCCCGUCGGCCGUGUUGAGACCGGUAUCCUGAAGCCCGGCAUGGUCGUCACCUUUGCUCCUCCCAACCUGACCACUGAGGUCAAGUCUGUGGAGAUGCACCACGAGUCUCUGACUGAAGCUCUGCCCGGCGACAACGUCGGCUUCAACAUCAAGAAUGUGUCCGUCAAGGAAAUCCGCCGUGGAAACGUGGCCGGCGACAGCAAGAACGACCCGCCACUGGCUGCUGAGAACUUCACCGCUCAGGUCAUCAUCCUGAACCACCCCGGACAGAUCGCCCAGGGUUACGCCCCCGUGCUGGACUGCCACACCGCCCACAUCGCCUGCAAGUUCAGCGAGCUCAAGGAGAAGAUCGACCGUCGUUCCGGUAAGAAGCUUGAGGACAACCCCAAGGCUCUGAAGUCCGGAGAUGCUGCCAUCAUCACCAUGGUGCCUGGAAAACCCAUGUGUGUCGAGAGCUUCUCCCAGUAUCCCCCACUGGGUCGCUUCGCCGUACGUGACAUGAGGCAGACGGUGGCCGUCGGUGUCAUCAAGUCCGUCGAGAAGAAAGCUCCCUCUGGAGGAAAGGUCACCAAGUCCGCACAGAAGGCCGACAAGAAGAAAUGAAUCCUCAUGCAGGACGCCGAACACCAAAUCCCCUCGUCUGAGCAGCAGCGGGCCGCCCCGUCCCCUCCUCCCUCCUCCCGCCCGGCGCUGACUUCUCUGAGGCACAGCUCUCUACUCAAGGACUGGACAAUGCUGAUCAAAGCCCAUCGCAAAAGUUUCCGCAGGAAAGGAAGGUUUGUGCCUUCACGAGGAAGCUGUGAUAUCAAUUAAAGUUCAAACCAAACAAUAAAAUUCUCAGACAUUGCCAAAUGAA
Molecule: messenger RNA, 1760 nt
Organism: Melanotaenia boesemani (Boeseman's rainbowfish)
Lineage: Eukaryota; Metazoa; Chordata; Actinopteri; Atheriniformes; Melanotaeniidae
Product: elongation factor 1-alpha
Exons: 8
Coding region: 119-1507 (462 amino acids)
Biological process (GO): translational elongation; translation
Molecular function (GO): GTPase activity; GTP binding; translation elongation factor activity
Source: RefSeq, a predicted model, not a curated record